Messenger RNA from Puma concolor (puma), 585 nucleotides. NCBI's taxonomy places the organism in Eukaryota, Metazoa, Chordata, Mammalia, Carnivora, Felidae. The record is from RefSeq and is a predicted model, not a curated record.
AUGGCCUAUGACCGCUAUGUGGCCAUCUGCAAGCCAUUGUACUACAUGACCAUCAUGAAUCGGCGGGUAUGUGGCCUGCUAAUGGGAGUGGUGUGGGUGGGAGGCUUUCUUCAUGCAACCGUACAGAUCCUCUUUAUCAUCCCAUUACCCUUCUGUGGUCCUAACAUCAUAGACCACUUUAUGUGUGAUCUGAACCCUUUGCUGAAACUUGCCUGCACUGAUACGCACACUCUAGGGCUCUUCGUCGCUGCCAACAGUGGUUUCAUCUGUGUCUUAAACUUCCUCCUCUUGAUAGUCUCCUAUGUGGUCAUUCUGCGCUCCCUCAGGAACCACAGCUUGGACGCAAGGCGCAAAGCCCUCUCCACCUGUGCCUCCCACAUCACGGUGGUCGUUUUAUUCUUUGUGCCCUGCAUUUUUGCGUACAUGAGACCUGUAGCUACUUUACCUAUUGAUAAAGCAGUGGCAGUGUUCUAUACUAUGAUAACUCCCAUGUUAAAUCCCUUAAUCUAUACCUUGAGAAAUGACCAGAUGAAAAAUGCCAUUAGGAAAUUGUGUAGUAGGAAAGCUAUUUCAGGGGAGAAAUAA